Molecule: messenger RNA, 2019 nt
Organism: Talaromyces amestolkiae
Lineage: Eukaryota; Fungi; Ascomycota; Eurotiomycetes; Eurotiales; Trichocomaceae
Exons: 1
Coding region: 1-2019 (672 amino acids)
Source: RefSeq, a predicted model, not a curated record
AUGCGCUUCGUUCCCAAUCGUCUCCCUCGCGAAACGCAGAGCAUCGUACUCAAACCCGUCGAUUUGCGCUCGCGGUCGCGAAGCCGAGCGACAACCAUGCCGCCGAGUCGAUGGCAAUUCAUCGAUUUAUCAAAAGACAGCGCCGAUAAUCUUACACAAGUCAAGCGCCAUGUUAUGCAGGAGUAUAUGCGACAGAAACGGAUAGAGACCCAGCAGCAAGAACGUCCGAACGACGACAAAGAUAGCGACGCGAAAAACUCGAUCAAAAAGACCGCCAAGCGAUCGCGAGGCAAGGCGACAAAACCAACGAAGGAGUCGAACAUUGGAGGGAAAGCUCAAAGGCGAACGGCUACACGUGAUGCUGAUAAGAAAGAGGAAGAAUCAAGCCUCAGGAUAGUACCUGUCCCGCACGGCAACACCCAUCGAUAUCACUCUUCCGACUACAGCGAAUUCUCCUCGUCAUCUCCCUCUUCUUCCUCUUCGUCCGUUCGAUAUUUUGAUCCAACAAUUGACGGCGAAAACUAUGGCCUCGACUUUGGAGCGGGAUUCCAAAGCACUCCACCUCAAUCGACUCGGUCAACCAUGUUGUCGCCUCCUCGAACUGUCUUGAGUGCCGCAAGAACCGACCCGUUUGAUACCCUACCAUGGAAUUCCUCAAAGGAAGACCAGCGUCUGUUUGAUUUCUACGUGAACGAAAUGCCAGCAGUCUCUUACGGACACCACUUUCGUACGAAACGAGCGCACAAUUGGUACACUGAGAUCUUCGUCCCGGAGGCCAUGAAAGGUGCUUUGACCUUUGUCAAUACCAUUCUUGUCCACGCCGCAAAUACCUGGGCCUGGGUUCGCAAUGAGAACGAGACGGAUAGCACUUUGCGUUAUCGACAACUUGCUAUUUCUAUGCUUCGCGAUCACAUGCAAAAGUAUCCUUAUGACACAACUGACAAUGUGAUCACUGCCUGCAUGAGCGCUGCCGCUCUUGAAGAUUUUGAUCCCCGGCCAGGACACAAAGAAAUUAGUUGGAUCCACAUGCGUCAAGCCCAGAAGCUCAUACGGCGCCGCGGAGGUCCUAUCGCCUUUCAAAACACCAAGCUCGCGAGACUCAUCAACUGGCAAGACUAUAUUUUAGCCGGGUAUGUCUCCGAUGCGGAUGCAUUCCAUUUUGAAGAUGAGCGCUAUCAUAAUUAUGCUAUAAAGUCAUCUCCGAUUGCCUCAUCUACGACCUCUUUUCCAUCACCACCAAAUUCAGUAUCGCCGACUACCUUAGAUCGCACUCCUUCACCUACAACCCAUCAUUUUACGAACACAGCCAAGGAGGAGAUUGCCUUGCAAUGCGAGGAAUUCAUAGAUUUUCUCACGCGAUGUGAACAUCUGGCAUUGAGCCAACGUAUGAAACUAUCGUCAAAAGAUGCGCCUGUCCGAUACUCUGCCUUUGGACCUGGAUCAACUCUUCACCGUAUUUUAGCAUCUCCUGCGGAGAAGCGCAAGACUCUCACUGGAGAUAGAAAGCAGUUCAUCACCCGACUGGCGGCCCUCAUGAUGCUGAAUGCCGCACUCUGGGAUUAUCGAUACUCAGUUCCCAGAACCGAAGCUUUUAUAGAGCAUGCCAUACUUCAACUUCGAGAUAGCGAGGUCAACGUUGAUGCGUCGAUAGAGGCUCUUUUGCAAAUACUAUUAGCAUGCAAGGACUUUGCCUUCAAUGAUUCCGUGCCGUUUGCCAUGCACUCGCUAUCGCUGCCACCAGCUUCUCGACCAAUUGGCGAUUUCUCGCAAUAUUCCGAAACGGCGACAUCUCCCUUUGACAGGCCGUGGUUUGUCGGCCGUAUGCUUAAAGUUGCGAAGCGUUUAGGACUCCAGUCAUGGCUGCGACUAAACAACUUUUUGUUUGAAUGCCUGACUUUUCGGGCCCAGGAACACACCAUGCGCUCGUGGGAGAACGACUUACGACGCGAAAUACUACAAGCCCCAUUGACAAGCUACGUUAUGCCUGCAUUACAGGAGGCUGUUUUCCUGGGGACAUAA